Messenger RNA from Strongylocentrotus purpuratus (purple sea urchin), 892 nucleotides. Its product is annotated as snaclec macrovipecetin subunit alpha. The record is from RefSeq and is a predicted model, not a curated record. NCBI's taxonomy places the organism in Eukaryota, Metazoa, Echinodermata, Echinoidea, Camarodonta, Strongylocentrotidae. The transcript has 2 exons. Bases 136 to 636 code for a protein of 166 amino acids.
UUUGUCUGGUAUCGGUGUACCUGGUGUAACUGUGUGCCCGGGGCAUCAUAUCCUGUUGCCUCUAGGACUGUUUGCCUUCGCUGCGUCGCCGCCACUCACAGAGAACGUUUACAGUUCGAUUCGUCGGGAAGCAAAAUGUCUGGCCUAACUUGUUUAAUCCUGUCCUCGCUUCUCGUGGCCUAUGCCAGCGCCCAGUGUCCCAGUCCGUGGGAGCCGAACACUCUAUAUCCAGGUUUCUGCUACUAUCAUUAUGUGUUCCCUGUGAGCUGGGAUACAGCUAACACAAUUUGCCAGAUAUUUGCGGGAGGCGAUCUUGCAUCUAUUGACGAAUUUGAGGAGGGAACGGUGAUAUAUGACUAUUGGAACCGGACAGCAAUAGAUCAGAGCCUGGGCUAUUGGAUCGGAUUGACGGAUAUCCAUGAUUCAGGCUUGGGGACAAGACAAUGGACCGACUGGACGAGUCUCCAAGGAAAGACGAACUGGCAGGGAGGACAACGGCCGACAGAUACCAGCGAGGACUGCGUCUACGUGGCCAAUGAAGGCGAUACCGAUGAGGAGCGUAAACAAUGGAGAGCAACCUCAUGCACCCUUGUUUUAAAAACUUUUAUUUGUGAAAGGAAGCUGGUAAUAAAUUAGACUGAAUUAAAAAUAAAAACUCCCCCAGCAAUUUAGUGGGGUUUAACUGUUACUUAAAUGCAAUUAUGUAGUUAGGUACAAUUUUGAAAAUAUAUUGCGCUUAAACGAGUACUCAUGGUAACUGUCAUUAACAUAUAUUACUAUAAUUAUACUCUUUUAUAGCAUUACUCCUGGCAAAAUUAUAUCAUUGUAACAUCAGAACGUUAUAUAAUGCAUGCUUUAUCCUGCCACACUUUACCAUAAGGAACGGGAUAUU